Messenger RNA from Stegostoma tigrinum, 5559 nucleotides. Its product is annotated as spermatogenesis-associated serine-rich protein 2-like. The record is from RefSeq and is a predicted model, not a curated record. The transcript is spliced from 12 exons. Gene Ontology annotation, cellular component: cytoplasm. Gene Ontology annotation, molecular function: protein binding. Bases 222 to 1874 code for a protein of 550 amino acids. NCBI's taxonomy places the organism in Eukaryota, Metazoa, Chordata, Chondrichthyes, Orectolobiformes, Stegostomatidae.
UUCUUCGCAAGAGGGCAGAGCUAGUGCCUGUCUUUAACUAUUUUACUGGUUGAAUUGAGGGUUUCAUUCACUACAGCCGUUGGAUAUUUUAGGCUGUGACUCCAGCCAGCCAAUCCAGGUGAUCUUUAUUAUCUACUACAACAAGCAUACCAAAAGGCCUUCCCUUUGAGGUAAAGUUCGAUUGGAGAGGUGCCGGAUUUCAGGUCAGCACCAAGGCAACAAUGUCUGUAACCAAUAUUCAGGAAAAGUUCAAGGAAAAGAUCACUGCUGUUCGAACUGUGGUUCCAAACAGAAGUAACAAUGAAAUUAUCCUGGUGCUACAGCACUUUGACAACAAUGUGAACAAGGCUGUGCAAGCUUUCAUGGAUGGUAGUGCAGUGGAGAUUUUGAAAGAAUGGAAUGUGCCAGGAAAAAGGAAGCACAAUAAGAAACGGAAAAGAAAACCAAAACAGCCAAGUGGCCAGGUGAAAGAAGAGAGGGCGAGGCCUGGUGGACUGGAAGAGAAUGUAGAUCUCCCACUGUCCAAAGCUGGGCUGAAUGGCUACCAUGCCAAUGGCUCAGCCAACGAUGAUUCCUCAGUGGAUUCCCUUAGUGAAAGGAUGGAGAUUUUUCCCAAUGAUGAGAAGGCAGUAGCAAGCCUGAAGUUGCAUCAGCUGCAGGCACCUGAUAAAACAGUUGGCCUGAGUCCUGAAGAGGAAAAGCUGCCUUUAGAGCCAACAGAACAGCUUCUUCAUGAUGCUAAAUGUCUGCCCAACAGAUCAACUACAACCAAGUCAAAACCAAAAGCUUUGCCUGGCUCCCACUCCAUGGCUCCGCAGUCUCCAACAACACCUGGAGACCUGGUAUCAAACAAGAAGAGAGGUACGAGCAUUGAAAAAUCAGUGAAAGACUUACAGCGAUGCACUGUCUCAUUGGCCAGAUACCAACUCCUGAUCAAAGAGGAAAUGGAUGCUUCAGUGAAGAAAGUCAAGUCUACUUUUGCAGAGUUGCAGGCCUGUAUCAUGGAUCGAGAAGUUGCUCUAAUGUCAGAAAUGGAUAAAGUCAAAAAGGAAGCGAUGGAGAUCCUGGAUGCAAGACAGAGGAGAGCUGAGGAGCUGAAGAGAUUGACAGAUAUGGCCAUCCAGAUGUCCGAAACCCAGCUUGCUGAACUUAGAGCAGAGAUUAAGCAAUUUGUAAGUGAACGCAAAUAUGAUGAAGACCUGGGGAGAUCAGCGCGAUUCACUGGUAACAUUGACAGUUUGCAAGCCCAGAUUCAACUGUUUGGAGAAGUAUCACAUCCAAAGAAUAACUACUCUACAAGACCACAGCGCACCUCCUCAUUGAGUCCAGCUCAUCUGAAUCCUCAAGGCAGUUCUAAUAAUGUUCCUUCAGGGCCAUCUUUGCUUGCUGCGUUAUCGUCAGUUAGUUCUAAAGCAGUGAAUUCCAGGGACAAUUCUAGCAUUCAGAAGGCACCUGCAGACAGACCGAACUAUCAACGUUAUGGUCCAUCUGGUCAAAGGCGAGGAUUCAAUUCCCGAGAGCAAGGCCUCAGGCUCAACGAAAAUCAGCCUCCUGGAAAAUCAGAUGAUUGCAGAAACAGGAGCCGAAAGGGACGUCUCCACGAUGGCUAUAAGAACCAAAAUCAACAUAACAAGUCUCGACAUCAGGUCUCAAGUCAUGAUGUACACAAACCGUUGCUAACAGAUUCUACUUCUAAUGGUACUGUACUGCCAGCUGAAGUGAACACAAACUCAGCAACCCCUGAACUAGCUAGCACUAUAUCUGUAGUUCUCAGUGACAGAGUUCCUCAGUAUAGAUCCUGUCCCAUAAAGCCAGAAACAUCUGUUGAUACUAAAAUGUUGUCUUUACCUAAUAGAAUGACUGCAGUAGCUUAAGUUACUUGAGUACCUUUCUGUUGCAGUAGCAUUCAUAACUUGCAUUUAUGCAACUUCUGCCACUUUAAGACUUGAAAAUAAAACUUAGUACUUUAUUUUCUUGACUCGGAUUUAAAAAAAAAUGUCGGCCUUUUAUUGUUGAAAAUUGAAUUUAUUGAGAAAAGAGUUUUAAGUAGGCAUUACAGAAGAUUUUAAUUAUAGUUUUGCGAGGGGGAGGUGAGUGAAAAGCCUUGAAGGGCGUUAAACCAAGAAAUUAAAUGAUUGAAGUUGUAAUGAUUUAAUACUCAGAUCAUUCAUGAAAAGUUUUGGGGUGCAGCAUUACCUUUUGAAAAUUAUACCCUCACAUUAUGUUCAUCAAACUGCCAGGAACAUUUAUCAAGCAUUGUUUCGAUGAAGAUGAUCCCUUUAACAUAAAGUCACCUUAUUGACAUUAUUCAUUUUUAGCAACACUGACAGGCCAUUUUAGAAAUGCUAAUUAGGAAUGCUGUACAGCAAUGAAUGAUUUAAAAUCUGACAGAAAAUGUCAAAAUCCCAGCGAAGAUUCAAAUCAUUUCAGUGAUUGUGUUGUUUUCAAAAAAAAAUUCUGGCACCCUUAAGACUUUUCCAGUUCAUUUUGUCCUAGACACAUUUUCAGAGAUCAACAGAUGACCUUUACCUAUUGAUUCAGGUGAGAGGAGUGAAUGCAGUGUCUAUAUUAUGCCUCCCAACUUCGCAAACCCAAUGGUCAAAGAGGAACAUGGGUGACUGAAAUCAGAUCUACUUGCGUGAAGCAUUCACUUUAAGUGUUAGGAAAGAAAUUAACUUUCCCAUCAGAACAUUUACAUGUUUGUUCGAAAGAAGAUAAACCUGCAUUCCUUCCCCAAAUUGACACAUGGUACGAUAAAUAUUAUUAGUUUAUUUUAAGAGUUCUGUAAGGAAAUAGACAAGGGAAUCAUUGUACAUGUGAGAGUGCCACAUGUAUGAGAGAGCAUGUUAUAUUUGAGUACAACUGCAAUCUCAUGGACAUUCUAUUAUUACCAAGCAAUUAAAAAAAGUCAUUAUUUGGCUCUACCACAGAAACACCAUUCCAAACCAUGACUCACAAGUCAUAAUUUAAACUUUCUAUAAAUCCAGUUGUAACUUCUGCUGCUAGCAGAUGUUAAAGCUCCCCUUUUGUUUUUAUCACAGGGAGAAACUGGUCUGAUAACUUUGAAUGUUAAAGGGCCAUCCUGUCCUCCUCAUUUUUACUGUUAAAUCUCACCUUUAAACUUAAACAAUUUCAUGUAAAUCGAUGGAAAAAUCAUACAAGUUUAAAUAUUUAAAAUCAACUUACACUAAAUAUUCCUACAUGUUCAAUUUAUGAAUUAUGAACAUUCUUUUUAUUGAACUUGGAGAUAUAGCAGUUAUUUAAGUAUUCCACUGCAGAUCCCAUUGCUGGUGCAUUAACAACAAAUCAGGCCUUAGUGUUGAUUCUCAAAGUUAAUUUUACUACCUCCAAAAUAUAAAGAAAAAUCAGCAGGAGCAUUUUCAGGAAUCAUUUAAAACAAAUGGAUCACAAUGAUCAUUUUGUUGGUUUAAUGAUUCUCUGUUUAAAAAGCUAAAAUAUUUUUGCUCCCCAGAUUUUGAAUUAAUUAAUAAUCAUAAGUCUGCCAACAUAAUUUUAACUUUCUGUGAAUAAUUAAAAUUUGCACACAAAAACAGGAAGUGUGUCUGCAUUGAACAAUUGUUGAUAUGAAUGAUUCAAAUGUAAUCAUGUUCUCAGUUAGGAAAAGUGCCUUGAGUAAUACAGAAUCACCAAGGACAUGUUCAAAAUAAAUGGACCAAAAUUGACUAGAAGAUCCUAACUCGAACUAGAUGGUAAUUGAAAUAUGUCAUGUAACAGGAUUUCAGUUCAGCUAAGUCUCUUCACCUAUCUUUGUAGCUGCAGCUACUGAAUGCAAGAACAUGAGUUAUGAUGCAUACAGCUGCUUCAUACUCCACCCACGAUGUUUACUAAGUGUGCAUCUUAAACUUAGGGCUCCUCUAGGACAUGGCAUGACUGUCAAAUUUGAUGCUGUGUGUCCAACGUGUCUUGCAUUCAAUAACACGGAUUGUUUAUCUUGUAUCUUAUGUUUAAUCUAGAAUUUGAGUAGACAAACAGGGUACAACAUUAGCCCACUUAAGCGUCAUAUAUGUGCCUGUUUUUAUUUGUAGGCCAUUCAAAGAACAAAUUCAAUCUUAAACCUAGUUGAGCUAUCUGUCAUGAAAAAUUAAUCUCAUGAAAAAUAACCUCAUGUGUUUGAUCUCAGAAAAGCUUGUUUCAUCCCUGGAAAGCUGCUAAUAGCAGAUGAACUCUCUGGGCCUUAUCAGAGUUUAUUAUCUGAAGCUGUAAAUCUAACACAUGUUAAUUUCUUAAAGAAAGAUGAUGGUUGCCAAUCUUUCAUGUAUUCUCAGUUUUAAUUAUACAAUUUACACUGCUUAAGAUUAUUUUCUUUUAAUCUGCUUUCUAAUCAGUUUAUGAUGCUUUUGUUGGUAUGAUGGUUGAAGACUAAUGGAUGUGAAAAUGUUCAUUUAAUGGUCUAUUUAAGGAUAACAGUGAACCUGAACCUGGAAACAGUGCCAUCUUUCCGCUUUCAGUUGAAAAGAAAAGAUAAUCUUGUGAUUCAAUAAUUUGACUGCAUUUGUCUAUUUUUAAAAUACCCAUCUUGGAGGGAAGCGAUUGCUGGGUCUCAGUGCUGCUCAUUCCAGAAAAGUUAAUAUCGUGGAACAUGGCUUACUCGAAGCAGGAGCUUAUCUUAAUGCAGAGACCUUCACUUCGCGAAGCAAAUAGGACAUAACUUUUUCCAUAGUAACUGCCAUAUGAAAAAAAAUCACAGAACUCAACAGGAUCAGACAGCAAUCAUCACAUGCCAGCACACACUGUUAACUGGUUAAUAACUGAAAUCUCCUUGAAUAUCUGCAGCGAGAACUGAAGGAAUUAAUAUCUGGUCAUUGCACUGUUUAUCUGGGCAAGAGCACACUGGGUUGGAAUAAACCCCAUUUUUGUCGUUCCCAACAUGUACAGUACAACUUGAGUCAUAAGCUAGCUGUUCCCAUUUUAAGCACUGGAGACUUGCAAUCUCAGAAACGAUUUGCUGUGACAUACUGAUGUGUGUCUGCAGAUAAAAUCCUAUUAUUUGUAUUCCUGUGUUAAGUUGCAAACUUAGCUUUACACAAUAAUGAUGUAAAGUGUCUCAUUAAUUUAGUCAUAUAAGUCACAACAACAACAUUGUCAUUUAAAUAAGAAGAUGACUAAUGCCGAAAGUAAUAUUGUAUCUAUUAAUAUUGCUGCUUCAAGAAUUAGUGUCAGUAAAACUUCCAGUGUGAGCUAACUAUCCUUAGCAAGCUGAAAAAUUACAGCACAGGCUAAAUUGCUUUACUCAUUUAUAGUCCAGAGUCAGAAGGCCUCUGCUACAAUUUCUGAGAUUUGCAAGUUUUGAUUAGGUCAACUGAAAUGAUCCAUCCAACUGUUGUACUAAAAGCCAUGUACAUCUGCCAACAGAAUCAAAUGAUUUUAUAUAUGAAAAUAUUUUUACUAUUUCUCAAAUACUAAAUUAUUAUGCAGCCUACUGUUUCUAGCUUGGCUACAGCAUUUACAACUGUUGAUUUGUGGAAUAAUCUCGCACCCCUAGCAAGGAUCACAAACAAGCUGUUUCAAGAUCUGCCUGUAACCUGUCUGCAAAUGUCU